Messenger RNA from Penicillium manginii, 3711 nucleotides. RefSeq names its product hybrid sensor histidine kinase/response regulator. Gene Ontology annotation, biological process: phosphorylation; phosphorelay signal transduction system. The transcript has 3 exons. Gene Ontology annotation, molecular function: phosphorelay sensor kinase activity; protein binding. Bases 1 to 3711 code for a protein of 1236 amino acids. NCBI's taxonomy places the organism in Eukaryota, Fungi, Ascomycota, Eurotiomycetes, Eurotiales, Aspergillaceae. The record is from RefSeq and is a predicted model, not a curated record.
AUGGACGGUUCAGAGGAACAGAUUUCCCAAGGUCACAAAGCCGAUCGUCAGGCUCGCGAAGUCUUUCGGUACUUCCAGCCAACAAAUCCGGCAGCGUUUAACGAACCAUGGCUUCCGAUUGAUAAUAAUUCGGCUUCCAUACCGGACAUUUUGAUGGCUAGUGCCUCUGCUGUUCCCGAUAUCUCGGUCUCUGAGAGGAAUUCAAUUGGAGCCGGAGUUUUCUAUAGUCCGAAUACGACGUUGACUUCUUUCGCACAUCUGGCGGCUCUGCACCUGAACGCACAACGUGCCUUUAUUACUUUAUUAAAUCGCGACUCCCAAUUUAUCUUAGCCGAAGCUUCAAGAAAUACCAAAAUCGGAGACUCGGAAUCAUUCGUGGAAGGAGAAGACCGACUUUUUGCCGGGACAUCGACAUUGACAAAUCCUUGGAAUAUAUGUCAGGAGACAGUUGCAAUUACGUCGAACAAAGAUCCAUUUUUGGUUAUCGACGAUCUUGCACAACAGGAUCGCUUCAGGCAAUUGCCGUUUGUUGAAGGAAGGCCCCACUCCCGCUUUUAUGCCGGAACGCCCCUAACGAGCGAUAGCGAUAUCAACUUGGGAUGCUUGUUUGUAUUGGAUCCUCGACCUCGCGAAGGGUUGACUGAUGGCGAAAAAAAUACCCUGGGCACAGUAGCGGCGAUGGUCAUGAACUAUUUACAGGUCAGCCGUCAGGCUGUAGAAGGGCACCGCGCCUCGCGGCUGUCACAUGGUCUCCGUCUUUUCGUUGAUGGCAAUUCCAGUUUCGCCGACGAUAUCUAUACGUCUCGAUCGAACUGUUCAAGCGGUAGUUGGACCUCACAGGAAUCUUCUUCAUCUAGGAGAAGCCGAUCAAGGAUUCCUCAAAACAGUGGCCCAGAAACUUGCUCAGCACGGGCUGAGAGCGGUGAUGCCAGCCUUCGAGAUGGCAACGAACGAGCGUUGAGCUCAAGCCACGACGAAGAGUUGGACACAGGCAUGUCCACCAACGCAGUGUCACCCUCACCUAGCUUGCGACAACACGACAGCAGUUCAUUGAUUCCUUCGAACACAGAUGAUAGGCUCUUUUCGCGAGCUGCGAAUCUCUUGCGGCAGAGUCUGAGCUUGAACGGUGCUGGCGGUGUGAUCUUUUUGAAGACCAGCGAUGACUCACCAGAUGGUGCCACCGACAGCCAUCGCAAUCCCAUCGACUCCAAUAUUCCUGCGCCUGUCCUUGCGCUGUCUACCACAGACGAUGCACUGCCAUAUCAUGCAGCCUGUACGACAUCGUGCCCGGCUGCAAAUCUUGACAAGGUCUUUUUACAUCAACUAGUUCUUCGCUAUCCUCAAGGAAGACUCUGGUCCUUCAACCGUGAUGGGUCUUUGUCUACUUCAGACGAUGAGCAAUCAACGCGCACACCUCGGAAACAUAAAAACAAGCUCAGGGCCUCAGAAACCAGCAAACUCAAUAUUUACUUCCCUGAUGCGUGCCAAAUCAUGUUUGUUCCGUUAUGGAACGCCACCACUUUGCGGUGGUUUGCCGGGUGUUUUUGUUGGACUCCCCAACCGACGAGAGUUUUCAGUCGUGCAGUGGAUUUGAGCUCAAUAUUCGGCUUUGCGUCGUCUAUAAUGAUCGAACACAGCCGUGUUGAAUCUGUUAUUGCAAAUCGCCAAAAAGAGGAUUUCAUAAGCAGCAUCUCCCACGAGCUACGAAGCCCGUUGCAUGGUGUCUUGGCAGCUGCUGAAUUCUUGAUUGAUACUCGGUUGGACCAUUUUCAGGAAUCCCUCCUCGAGGCAAUAAACGCAUGUGGUCGAACACUCUUGGAUACGAUGAACCAAGUAUUGGAUUUUAGCAAGAUCAUGUCCUUGGAAAGGCAGACGAGGAGAUCUAAGGAUAGAGGAGAUCCCGUGAGGUCAAAGGCUACAGACGAAACCCGGGCGCACAUGGAUCUAUUUGUGUCGACAGACGUUGCCAUCUUGACAGAAGAUGUUGUUGAAAGUGUAUGUUUGGGGCAUUCCCACAUGCGACGGUCCUCAGCGCCAACCGACCAUCCCAGUGGAGUUUCGCAAAACUCGCAUUCCAAAUCGGCGAAAGAAGACAAUGAAUUUGGGUCUACUCCAGUAGUGGACAUUGUUGUCGAUAUCAGCAACAAUGACUGGCGGUAUCAAGUCCAGCCAGGGUCGUUGAGGCGUUUAAUCAUGAAUCUUCUUGGAAACUCUCUGAAGUAUACGAAAGAGGGUAUAAUUUCUGUCUCUAUCGAGGCCACUCAGCGUUCUAAGGAGUGUUAUCGACGAGAAGGUCUUGAAGAUAUGGUGACGUUGACCAUAUCCGACACAGGUAGAGGCAUCUCGAGUGAAUACCUCCGGACACGUCUAUACACUCCAUUUGCACAAGAGGACACGCUAUCGGUAGGCACUGGCUUAGGUCUGUCAAUUGUUCGCGGCAUAGUGAGAACACUGAACGGAAGCAUCAACAUCCAGAGCCGAGUGGAUGAAGGCACCACUGUCAAGGUGUCGUUUCCUCUUGAGCGUCCAAUGGGAGGGGAGAGUCCACCAUCAACGCCUCGUGUGGAGAAACUAGAACAAAAUACAAAUUCGGCGCCCUCUCGAUUGCGUCGUAUGGACUUGACAAGGACCCGUGCUGCGAUUUGGAGAAUUGAUUUAUUAAGCCUUGCCGAGAAUCAGUUCUGGUCUUCGGUUGCUCGGUAUAUUACGGACUGGUAUGGCAUACAGCUCGUCCCGUGGUCCGCCGACGAGUAUUUUGAUAUUCUGUUUGCGGAUGAAAACGAUAUAUCUGAAGUGAAUAUGCAGCAUUUCCCCACUGCAUUGCGAAACUUGAUUCUUUUUUGCAACGCCCCCAGCAGCUCUGUUGAUACUGAGAACAAUUGGUCGCACUUUGCUGAGUCGGUGGCACUCCUCAGUCGACCCUGUGGCCCACGGAAACUCGCCACCGGCAUAUUGAAUUGCCUUGAUCCGAAGCCAGCAACUCCCACGUUACGCCCGCUUACCCUCACACAAAAGUUCGUGGUCCCAGAACGACCCAGGCCGCUCGGUUCGUCUCCGCUAGUCGAGGGGUCUAAAGAAUCGUCGUCUGGGUAUCUAGAAUCACCGGCUACAGAAUCUCUUGCCACGCCAACCUUAGCCAGUGGUUCUAGUGAUGUCAGUGAUGCCAUAUAUUCUCCGAAACACGAUGAUUCGGUGCCGUGUUCAAAUGUAGAAAUGUCACUUCAUCCGACACCUAGGAACACCGUCUCCGGCACUCAUGCGACUUCGCUUUCUCUUCCAUCCAGCGCUCUCGAUGCCUCGUCUGAAAGCCAACGCAAACCUCGGGUCUUGCUGGUAGACGACAACGACAUCAACAUUCGCCUUCUAGAAACUUUCAUGAAGAAACGAAAAGCCCUAGUUUUGGACACGGCAGAGAAUGGAAGAGCAGCUGUCGACUUUUUUGAACAGACAUCGCAAGGGUACGACUUGAUUUUCAUGGAUAUUUCCAUGCCAAUCAUGAAUGGGUUUGAGGCAACGUCCGCCAUUCGCGCAAUUGAAAAAGAACGGGAUUGCUGCGUCCGUGCGAAGAUCAUCGCUUUCACUGGACUCAGCAGCUUACACGAUGAGUCCAGGGCAAAAGACUCUGGAGUCGACUUGUUCCUUACGAAACCUGUUUCGUUCAAGGAAGUAUCACGUCUGGUCGAUGAAUGGGAAACUGAACAUUCCACGUAA